GACGGAGGUGCUUCCGAAGCCCCUCGACGAGACGACAACGACACACGUGACUUCGUGAAGUGGACCAAGAACAGCGGCGAGGAGGAGAUCCACGAGUUCGAGUUCCGUUUUGAUUGUUGCAGAAUACGUUUGUGCAAUCACAAGAUCUUUAUCCAGUGCAUUUCAAUGGACAACCUUGUGGAUUCGCUCAAUAGUGCCUAUCAAGAUUUUGUUGCUGCAGCAGCAAAUGUGCUAGAAGUUAAGGAAAAUGCCGGUGCCCAGAAAGCAAUGGCAACCGACACUGCUCUAGAAAACUUUAAGCAGAAAUGGGAAUUGUUUCGAGUGGCAUGUGAUCAAGCCGAAGAGUUUGUGGAGUCUGUGAAGCAGAGAAUAGGAUCAGAGUGUUUGGUGGAUGAGGCAACAGGGUCCGUGGCAGGAAAGUCUGGACAAUCUACCACAACUGGACUUCCACCCAUCAGUGCAGUUCGGUUGGAACAGAUGAGUAAAGCAGUUCGCUGGCUUGUGAUUGAAUUGCAGCAUGGUUCUGGAUCUGCUGCUGCUAAUUCAGCUCAUUCUCAUCCCUCGGCUCCUUUUGAUGCUAGGUUUACUGAAGAUCCCGCACAGUGACUGAAAUACAACUGCCAAUUAUUCUGAGCGUUUUGUUUUCCCAUUUGCGUACGAGUUAUAUAUUGACGGAUGUGACUUGUAUGUAUAGCUCUUUGCAUCAGCCAAGUUAAAAUCCUUAAUUAGAAUUUCAGUUCCGCCCAAAUCAAAAGGAACUGUGAUCUUUUAAAUUGCAAAUCAAAGUGGAAUGUAUUUGAGCAUCGAAGUUACGAGGGGAGUGAGAGGAACCUAGAAGGAACAACAAACAAAAGGAUUAGGCUUUACAUGUUGGCAUGUCCCUGGUUUCUGCAGUUACUUCAUAGGAUUAGGCUUUAAAUGAAGAAAGCAUAUACUUCAUAGGAUUAGCCAUUUUUUAUUAUCCCCUUGCUCGUAUUUUUUUCCCUUUAGAAACUCGGGUCCUUCUUUAUAAAUUCAUAAAUUUAUAGUCCUUCGGUGUUUAUUGGGAUAAUCACUGCAUGUGUUCCUAGCUAAAUAGACGAGUGCAACGCUGAACA
Molecule: messenger RNA, 1097 nt
Organism: Neltuma alba
Lineage: Eukaryota; Viridiplantae; Streptophyta; Magnoliopsida; Fabales; Fabaceae
Product: mediator of RNA polymerase II transcription subunit 32-like
Exons: 2
Coding region: 166-606 (146 amino acids)
Biological process (GO): leaf senescence; cold acclimation; regulation of DNA-templated transcription
Cellular component (GO): mediator complex
Source: RefSeq, a predicted model, not a curated record